Molecule: messenger RNA, 6600 nt
Organism: Adineta ricciae
Lineage: Eukaryota; Metazoa; Rotifera; Eurotatoria; Adinetida; Adinetidae
Source: the annotation of a GenBank genome assembly
AUGGCAUCAAAUACUCCAUCGAUUCAGUUGAGUGUUCGACUUGCUCCUCUUCCUGCAUCGAUUAAUUCUGUAAAACUCGCUCAGGAACUUCAUUUACCACGCCCAUUACAUAUUAGUAUUCAGAAAGAUGGUUCUUGUGCAUGGAUCAAUGGUUUUGUCUAUCAAGAAGAUGCAGAUGAAUUCGUCCGCCAAUGGUCAGGUGCUACAAUUCAAGGACAAAUAAUCGAAUGUACUGUCUCGUCACGCCGAAAUGAGCACACCGGUCCUUCUCAGACAGUUCGUAAACCAUUGGAGGCAGACGACGGAUCGUUACCCAAUCAACAGCACGGUUUUGAACGUUCCACACAGCCUAAACCUCGUUUUCCUGCUGAAAAAGAUCAAGUUUCGAACAUUGGAACUAAUGUCGAAGCGAAAAAUUCUCCUGAUAGAAAUCCAUAUAUAUUCAGAACCCAACGACCAAAGACAACAACAGCCAUACCCUCCACAACAAAAUUAUUGAAGGAGAAAGAUGAUGAACAAGAUAGACGACCCUUAUGCCAUUGGGCAAACAAAGGUGAAUGUCGAUAUAAUAGUGACACAUGUAAAUAUCGUCAUGAGCAAUGUACGAAUUAUAAAUCAUGCGAAAACCGGGUAUGCAAGUUAGGCCACUCAAAAGAACGAACUGCAAGAGUCGUGCAAAGCUCACAUGAAAGAAAUUUACUGCGUGAUAGAAGAGAUUCGUGUUCAUCAACAAGCUCGAACACAUCAAUACAAUCUACGAAUACAAGAACAAAUAUGUGUCGUUAUGAAAUGAAAUGCUUUAACAUUGAUUGCCGCUUUGAGCAUCCCGAUGGCUGGAAUCCGUGUGUCGAUGGAGAAAACUGUGAAGAUUACGACUGUACGGCGAGUCAUUCUUUCAAACGAAAAACAAAAUGUCUUAGUGGUGGCAAUUGCAAGAAUGCAGAUUGUAAAUUCUUACAUCCAAAAGCUCGCGCGGAGCUGUGUCGUUUUCGUGCAAAAUGCAAAUUGUGGACUUGUCAGAAAUUACAUCCAAAUACUCGAGCUCGACGAUGUGCCAAUAAAGAAAAAUGUACAAAUCUCGGUUGUCUAUGUUUACAUCCGUUGGAGCGUAGUAAACUUCUUUGUUUACUAGGAGCCGAAUGUCGCGAAAUUUCGUGCAAACUGACUCACCCGAAUGAACGAUCAUCGAUAUGUGAUCAACCCGAUGCAUGUCCAAACUUCAACUGUACUCGCCUUCAUCAACCAGAAUGGAAUCCGUGCGAAGACGGUAAUGAUUGUAAGGAUUCACAAUGUUUGAAAAUUCAUCCAUCGGAACGUAAAUUAAAUCCGCAACAGACAAAAAGCAGAAAUUUAAAAACUUUGGAACAAAGAUUUAAUGAUCGUAAGAAGGCUUCGUUAACAAUAUUCUCUCAUCGAGAGACAUUUUGUAAACGUCUCGAACAGGAACAUGUUUUGAUUGUUACUGCAGAAACUGGUAGCGGUAAAAGUACACAAUUACCUCAGUAUGCUGUUGAACAUUUCGGUUCACUUGUUGUUUGCACUCAACCGCGUGCUGUUGCUGCUCUUUCAUUGGCUCGUCGUGUUGCUGAAGAAUUUGAUGGACAAUCAGUUGGUGAAUCGGUUGGAUACCAAAUCGGUCAUGGCAAUCGAGUGGCUGGAUCAAAAAUUAUGUUCAUGACAGAUGCAGCAUUGAUUCGAGAAAGUCAACGUGAUCCUGAUUUGAAGCAUAUUCGCGUCUUAAUCAUAGACGAAGCGCAUGAACGUUCGUUAAAUACCGAUAUUGUUAUUGGCAUCUCGAAACUCCUGCUAGCAAAACGUCCCGAUGAUUUUUAUGUUGUGAUUGCGUCAGCAACGAUUGAUCCAAGUCGUUUUCUACAAUUUUUCGGUCGUUCUACGAAUACACCUCUGAAAGUCGAGGGCCGAGUAUUUAAAGUAACCGAUGCUGAAAAACCACCACCAUCCGAUUGCUCCGAUCAGAAGUUCAUCGUGUCGCAUGUCGUUCCGUCUGUUCUUGAACUCUAUCCACAACACGAAGGACAUACACUCGUUUUCCUCCCUGGCCAAAGUGAAAUCGAACGAGCAAUGAAAAUCUUUAAAUCUAAACUUCCCGACGAUUGUGUUACACUUCCACUGUACGGUUCACAAUCGCCAGAAGACCAAGAAAAAGUGAUCAAAUUUAACGAACUAGAUAAACGAAUGGUGGUUUUCUGUACGAAUGUUGCUGAAACUUCAUUGACCAUUGCAAAUGUUCGAUUGGUUAUCGACUCUGGAUUAGCAAAAGAAGCGCGUUACGAUGCUAAACGUCGUUUGACUGUGAUUGAAACUGUACGUAUUUCACGAUCAUCUGCUGAUCAACGCAAAGGUCGAGCUGGACGAACUGCGCCAGGUCAUUGCGUUCGUCUGUAUGGAAAUUCGGAAUUAACACGAGCAAAUAUCGAACCAGAAAUUCUCCGAUCAUCACUCGACCUUGUUCUUCUACAAUUAGUACGCUUAAAUCUUGAUCCGAAAACUUUCCCAUUCAUGGAUGCACCACCCUUGGAUGUCUUAAACAAUUCUCUUGCUCUUCUUGCACAACUUCAAUGCAUGGACGAUCAGCAAACGAUCACGAAGAGAGGCGAAUUGUUUACUGAGCUUUCCCUUGAUCCUCGCCUAAGUUCGUUUAUCGUCGAUGUCUAUUCCCAGUAUAAAAGUCUAUUGGGUGUCGUCGUCGCGAUCGUGGCAAUUCUAUCAGCACCGGGUACGAUUUUUUUCAUGGGCGGAGACAAAGAAGCAGCCAAAGCACGAGUGGCACUUCAAGCACAAAAUCAGAAAAGCGAUCUGAUUCAUUUAUAUUCAGUUUACAAUGAUUGGGAAAAUGCCGGCGGUAGACCAAACAAAGGAAAAUGCUCAAAAUGUGAUAAAAUAAGCCGAUAUUGUAUAUGUCGAAUCAAGUAUUGUAAUGAAAACGGUUUAAAUAAUAAAAUUUUACAACAUAUUUCAACAUCAUGCGGCUCGAUUAUCAAACAGCUGAAAAACGUGCGCUGGCUUCAACCACGUGACGAAAUGUGCACAGAUAUGGUUAAAACUCUCGGUUAUCAUCUCGCAAAGCUUUUCCCCGAACAGUGUGGGUAUCUGCUCGUUCCGCAAUUGCCGAGCGAAGGCGUUCGAUUAAUCUCCACUGAUAUUCGUGCGAAGAUCACAAAUACGAGUGUGUUUAUGCAAAAACUUAACAAAGAUUCCGAUCGAGAAGUUUACCAGCAUUUUGUAGCAAUGACAAUUACGCAAUUACCAUCCGGAAACCAUAUCAUCGAACGACUUCAUCCGAUAUCUCGAUCGGAUGUUGUUGUACAAUCAACAAUACAGGAUUUAUGCACAAUUGAAAAUUGUGGACCAGAGUUUGAAAAGCUUUUUCGUCAGAAAUUGAACUCGUUCCAAUCAGAAUCAUGGGCAAAAUGGCUUGUCUACCAAUAUGAUCGAUCGCAAUGUCGGUUUACGAUUUCAGGUACUGAAACAAUCAAAUCAGAAUUCAUACCGAUGGUUCGACAUUGUCAAAAUGAAGUUCAAAAGAAACUUUACGACCAUUAUGAUCUAUUGCCUUGCGGUCCAAUCAGAGCAAAUUUUCAAAGCGGCUUACUUUGCACACACAUUAAUAAAACCACCGAGGCCUUGAAAAUGAACCUUCAAAACGUUUCAAGUCAAACGCCCAAUGAAUUGAAAGACUGGCUGAUGAAGAUGGCUGGAAUCGAAUGGAAUGAAGUUAAAGAGUAUAAAUUUUAUACAACAAAAGGUGAAACAGAAAGCAAACAAAUUUCUCUCGUUUUCAAAAACGAAGAUGUAUAUCGACGUGCGAUGAAUAAAAUUCCUCGUUAUCACUUAACAGAACAAGAAAAUCAAUUUCGCGAUAAUGAAAAAGAAACGUGGGGUAGAGAACUGACUAUUCAAGUUCCAUCAAAUAUCACAACGGAAGAUAUUAUUCAACAAUAUGGCGCUGAACAUAUUAUGAAAUGCAUUUCAUUAAAUGAGAAAAAGAGAAAAGAGUCAUCGCUGAAAUUAGAUAAUUUACCUCCAACAGCCGAUGAAAAUUCUCUCCGUCAGUGUCUUCAAACAUCUAACGGACCAAGUCCUAAGGAUAUCUACGUUGCACGUACAAAAAAUGAUGCAAGUGCAUGGGCCAAGCUAACGUUCCAUGAUGCAGAACAAUGUAAUCGAGCUGCGACGAUUUAUACACUACAGUUAUGUCAAACAAUGUUUCCGAUUACUGUUACGAGCAACAACAGUCCAAAACAAAAAUACAUUCAAACUAAAGUAACAAAAGCGGAUGACUCUGAUGCAACGGAGAAUCAGAAACAUUUCUAUCGUGUUGUUACGGUGAGCCGUGAAGUAGCGUUGAAAAUAUACUCUUCGCCACCAACAGAUUGGAAUGUCGAUGGAUCAGCAACGAUAACUAUUCUUCGCACGGAUCUACAUCCAAAUUUCCAACAAACACUCAACGCCAUUUGUGACAAAUUCAAUGUUCAAGUUAAAUGUAGAGAUAUUCCAAAAACGUUUGGUCAACGUUGUAUUUUCAAUCACGGAAGUCCUCAAAAGACAAGUUUAGCAGCAUCUAUGCUAGCCCAAAGCUUUGCACCGAUUAAUAUCAAAGUAAAAACCGAACGACAAAGACAACUCUUUCGUGAAUUAGAAGAAAUUGGUCAAAUACAACAGUGGGCGGUGGAAUUAAAAUUACAGAUAAAUCCAAACAAAUAUCUUACAAAUAUUGAAAUUCGAGGUCCACAAACGUCUCAAGGACAAUUGAUGCGGCGUAUUGCUGAUUAUUCCGAUAGCUUUGACAAACGUUUUCAUGAGCACGAACUUAGUCCGGUAGUCGCAACUUUUUUCGGUCAACAAAAAGCAGCAUCAGUUCGAUUGCGACAAAUAGCUUCAAAAUGGGCAUCGAAUUCUUGUCUAGUUUCAUUUAAUCCUAGAACUACGACAAUAACAAUUGUUGGUAAAACAGAUGUUUCUUUAAUAGAUUUGAAUACAUGUGAAAAUGAAGUUCUUCAACUCUUGGAUGAGAUUAUUGCUAGUACAGAUAAUGUAGAAAGUGAAGAAGACGAAGAUGAAGACGAGGAAGAGAAUGAUAACAGGAAUACUUUGGGAAAAGAACGUCGAUGUGUAUUUUGUAAACAACAAUCGUCAACUUCAACGAGUUUAUUUCGAAUUUGCGGACAUGCUUACUGUCGAUGUGCUGCGCAAUAUCUGGCCGCGACUCAUCAAUUUCCUCUUAAGUGUAGAGAUUGUCAAACCAACAUUCACAUUUACGAUAUCAAAAAUAUCUUUGAUAACAACUCACAAUUAUUAACAUAUCUAUUAAAAUGUUCAAUUCAAGAGUAUUUAACAAACAAUGCUCAACAAGAUGAUCGCGUGUUCUGUCCGACCGUUGAAUGUGAAGGUUUGAUUAAACUGAGCAAUGGUUAUCAAACUUGUUUAACAUGCGGACAAAACAUUUGUCCGAAAUGUCAAGUUAUUGAUGAUGAACUGCAUAUGGGCCGCACAUGUGCUCAACUUGUUGAAGAAAAGAAACGGCAAGAAUUCUUACCACAACUCUUUCUUGCGGCAAGAAAAUUUGUUCUAGAUAACUGGCCACUUGAUAACACAGUACAGCCCAUUGGUCGUAUUGAUGAAAAUCCUUAUUUAGAAAAGCAAUACAAAUCAUUAAUACGAUUUUACAAAGCAAAUCAAACUUUGGGUCAUUCGUUUCCACCGGAUUUAGCAAAAGGCUUUUUCGCUUAUCAUGGUUGUCCAUUUCAAUCGAUUAAUGCAAUUUGUCAAACGGGCUUUGAUCCUCGCCGUCGUUCAGGUCAAGCUUAUGGUCGUGGUGAAUACUUUGGAGUUACGGCUCUUAUCUCUCACAGUUAUUCGCAGAAAGGUGGAAGUCAAGGUGGAUUCAGUCAAAUGAUCAUUGCAUUCAUUCUUCAAUGUACUCAGGUAACAAAAUCAGAAGGCUUCUGCUAUGUCGUUGACAAUCCAGUUGAUUGGACAUAUGCAUUUAACAUUCCCGUUUUGGUGGUUACUUAUGGGUCCAAUGCUGCGAGUCAGUUAUCACCCUUUCCUCGUGAUAUUUCACAAUAUGUUGAUAACGAGCCUUGUUGGAAUGCACCUUUUCGAUGGUAUUGGCAUCAAGAUAACGGGAAUUUCGAACCAUAUAAUGACACGAUCAAUGAAAUACUCGAGAAUUUCUAUGAAGCGUGGAAGUUCAAUCGUGGUUUAUCGGAAGUUGAUACACCACCAGUGACUCGUUAUGUUGAUGACGCUCCUCAAGAGUAUAAAAUUGAUUUUAAGAAAAAUCGACAAGUGAACAUGAAAACAACAUAUACGCGACUUAUCGACCGGCGGCCUUUGGAAAAGCCAGCAGCGAAUUUAAAUUGGUUUUACUGUAACGAGCAUGGAGCUUGGACACGUUAUGAAAUGCUCGUUCAAAAUCAAAUCGAACAAGCAUUUCAAUCGUAUCGAGCUGGUCGAGGACCAUCAACUGUUAAUGUUCAACCUCCUGGUCGUCCAGAAACAUACCAAAUUAACUUUUUGAAAGGUCAACAAAUAAACACACAAAGUAACACUUUUAAAAACAUCAAACGAGAAUAA